AUGGCUCAACUCACGCCGCUGGGAUGGACAUGUAUUGGUGGUACUGGUAGAUCCCUUCAAACCCAUUUUACAAAAAUAACAUCUAGUACAAAGAAAAUAGAAGAUGCAAACAAUACCAUUAAAAAAUUAUGGGAAAUUGAAAGCGACGAAAAGAUGCAAUUUAGAAACACAAUGAGUAGCCCAGAAGACUCUACCACCUUUAUUAUAGUAACUAAUUCGCUAAAAACAGAGAACGGAAGAUAUGAGCUAAAAUUACCUUGGAAAGUUGUAAACCGAGGACAGCUCCAAGAAUUGUGGAUUGAUGGAAUUGAGUGGGAUGAUGCACUUCCAGAUAGGAUUGCAAAUAAUGUUGAUCAAUGGUUUCAAGAACUAAACGAUCUCCCAAAAUUAAACAUUUCCAGAUGUUUACAAACACCUUCAACAGUUACAAAUAAAUCACUCCACGUGUUUACGGAUGCAUCUUGUAAAGCCUUCGGUGCUGUUGCUUAUCAACAAUGUUUAUAUGACAUAGGAGAAGUGACCUGUGUGAUCAUAAUGUCAAAAGCCCGAGUAAGCCCAUUGCAAUCUAUUAGUAUACCAAGACUUGAAUUACUUGGAGCUGUCCUCGGUUUACAACUUGCAGAGAAGAUUGUCAAAGCAUUGAAGCUAGAAACUAAGGACGUAACUAUAUGGUCUAAUUUACUAACAAGAGGAACAACAGUUAAAGAAUUAGAAAGUAAUAAUGUAUGGUGGCAUGGACCAAGUUUCCUUAAUUAUUUAGAAGAAAAAUGGCCACAGAACCACAUUGAAGUCACACAAGAGGCUUUAAUUGAAGUAAAGAAAAAUCCAGUAUUAAUGAAUUUUGCAUUAUCCACUGAAGUAACAAAGCAAUGGCUUGAUAUAAAUAAGUUCUCAAGUUGGAAAAGACUCAUCAGGAUAAAAGGCUGGAUCCAUCGGUUUAUAAGAAACUGCCGAUUGGAAACAGGUUUUCGUAAAAAGGGUGAUAUAGCAGCUGAUGAAUAUCAUGAAAGCGAAAAUGAAAUCAUAGCUAAUGCUCAAAAAGAAAGCUUUGAAGAAGAAUAUAGCAACAUUGAAAAAGAAAAACCGAUAUUGAUAUCAAGCAAAAUCAUUUCUUUAAAUCCGCAAAUUAACGAAGACGGAUUAUUGCGAUCUUGUAGUCGAUUGCAAAAUGCCCAUUACUUAUCCUACGAUGUUAAGCAUUCAUCCAUUUUUCCGAGAGGACAUAAAAUAACAAAAUUGAUUGUUAAACAUUACCAUGACGAAGCCAAUCAUGUGAUGGGAACAAAUCAAUUAUUAACAAAACUAUUAGAACGAUAUUGGGUAAUACGAGGACGAGUAGAAAUCCGAGAUGCAGAAGCAAAAUACAACAAAUGUAAAUUAAGAAAAUGUAAACCUGCUCAACAGCUGAUGGCCCUUUUACCACCAAUGCGCUUUAAAGAACCACUACGUGAGUUUGCUAGAAUUGGUAUCAAUUUUGCUGGUCCAUUUCUUACUAUGCAAGGUAGAGGGAAGAUACGACAAAAGAGAUACUUGUGUUUGUUUACCUGUUUACUAUCACGAGCAGUACAUCUUGAUAUCGCUUAUAAUCUAGAUACAAAUUCAUUCCUCAAUGCCUUUUAUCGAAUGGUGAAUAGAAGAAGAUUACCAUUAGAAGUUUAG
Molecule: messenger RNA, 1659 nt
Organism: Hydra vulgaris (swiftwater hydra)
Lineage: Eukaryota; Metazoa; Cnidaria; Hydrozoa; Anthoathecata; Hydridae
Molecular function (GO): nucleic acid binding
Source: RefSeq, a predicted model, not a curated record